CAGGGUCAACCGGAGAACCUGACGGCUUCAAGGCAGACAGGAGGUUCUCAAGAGAGGACAAAGAAAGCAAGUCAAAGUUAUCCAGAGACCGAAGCCGAAUGGGUUCAGGACGACUAGUGACAUAGGGAGAACUAAUCUGAGCCCGGAUACUAGCAAUUUUUCCAAGAAAAAAUUUCAGAAAUUGAGUGCAUUGAGCAUCCGAGGUAGUAAGAGAGUGGUGGUCACUGGCUGAAAGAACAGCAUUGAGGGUCUGAUACAGGACACGCUGGUUGCCAAAGGAUGCAGUAAUAAUAUUUGAAAAGAAUUUAUUACAGGCAUCUUUAACUACUUUCUGGUAACGAGCCCAGGUAUCUAUCAUUAUUUGGUAUGAAAUCUGAAACUUAUCCUUUUUCCAUCUACGCUCGGCUCUUCUGCACUCACGCCUGACAGAUCUGGUAGUUGCACUGAUCCAGGGAUCCGACCGAACUUUAGAGCGUCUAGUUCUCAUAGGGGCUAUCUGAUCUAGCACAGUAAGGCAGGAAGAUUGAAAAAAGUGCAACAAAUCAUCAGUGCUAGAAAACACCGGCAAAGUGGAAACAAGAUCAGUGAAUAAAGUACAGAAUUCUGUUGCAGUAGAUGGUGUAAAAGAUCGGGCUCUGCGAGCAGGCAUUAAAUUACUUAAAGAGGCAUUGGAUCUAUGAAGGCGAAACAAAACCGGGAAAUGAUCUGAAAUAUGGACAGCAUCAACAAACAUGUCAGUGAUCUUCAAGCCAUGAGUGAGAACCAAGUCCAAGAUGUGAGAGCGUUCAUGUGUUGGCAUAUUAACCAACUGGGCCAGGCCAAAAGAGUCAAUAACAUUUAAAAAUUCUCCCACAAGAGGCUUCUCAGGGCAGCAAACAUGAAUAUUAAAAUCACCUAAGAUAAGAACACAUUCAUAGUGUGAACAGAUAUCAGAUAAAAUAUCAGAAAACUGGGUUAUAAAGUCUCUGCUGUAUUUUGGAGGACGGUACAGCAAGGCACAGAGAACGGGAGGUGAAGAACACAGUUCAAAGGCAGUUAACUCAAAGCUGGUAAAAUCAGGGAAGGUGAUGGGUUUACAAGCAAUAGUCCGUUUGAAGAUGGUCAAAAGACCACCACCACGACCAGUUGUUCUUGGAUUAUUAAAAUAUGCACAGUCAGAAGGUAAAGUUUCAGUAAUACUGGCUAAAUCAUCAGGAGCAAUCCAAGAUUCCGUUAUGAGAAGGAAAUCCAGAUUAUUGUCAAUAAAAUAAUCCUUAAUAAUGAAUGAUUUAUUGCCAAGAGAGCGAGUAUUCAUCAGGGCAAACCUGUACGGCGGUACUGGAUCCAACCUGGGUGUAUUAGAAGAGAUGUGCUUCAGAACCCGAAUGUUUGAGAAAUCCACACCACGGUGGCACCAGCAGGGAGACGGAGCAGGGUGAGACGAGGACGCAGCGCAGAGGCCAGAGGCAGAGCCGGGAGCGGAGAAGAGCCGCCGGUCCACAGACUCCAGGUAACACCUCACAGAGCGGCAUCGAGCCGGCACACCCAUUCGAGACUGCAUGAAUCCCGAGGUGCGUGCCAGCUCAGCUCGCACACGGACCAGACAGCCACCACGCUUACCACGCCGACGGCGCCGCUUCCUGAACCACAACGGACCGGGGAUUCUCCACAGAGAGGCUGGAAUAGUAGAGCGCAGCAUUUGCAGGGUCUCGCGAUGGUAGUGGUGGUAAUCCUGGCCAGGGAGCCAAGGCGAACGAAAAUCCAGGAGGUUGGCACGGUCAUAAGUCAGGAUAGCAGUCCCAACAUUAACCACAAAACACAAGAACAGCGAAAAAAUUAAAAAAAUAGAGAACAGCAGACGGCUUGCCGAACACGCUGGCGCCAUCUUGCCACACCCCCUCGAUUUUAGCAAUGAAAAAGCACAAGUCGUCGUUUACUUGAUUAUUUUUUACUUAAUAUUGUGUUAAAUCUCAGUGUUAAUGUGUCGCUAUGGUAGAUGGGUCAGUCAUUGGCAUUAAGAACUUGCGUUAACAUUUUUGAUCCUGCAAGUUUAUUUUUGUAAUGUGUUGGUAAUUUUUUCUGUAAUAAUAAAUGACUGUCCAUGUUUUUUCUGUUGAGUUAUACUUUCUUUAUUCUGUGUGUUUUUUGGUGGUGCAACCCUAUUGGCUUUGAGACUGUGGAAAAUUAGAGGAAUAAUGAAUUGUGAUUACUAUAGACAAUUUCAUACAGUACUCAAAGCCAGUGCUAUUCAAAAUAAGGUAAUGACAUGUAUUUGUUAGGGUCCGUGGGUCGUUGAGCCAUAGUGUUAAUUUCUCAUUACUGUUGUACUUUGAUUUUUGCUUUUGUUUACCAUAUGUAGUCUUUUGGUUUCUUUGUCAUAGUUGUACCUUUUGUUUCUUUUCUGUGUUCCAUAGUUGCUGUCUACCCUUUCUGCUGUAUCGACGUGUCAAGUCUGCGUCUGUGUUUUUUUUUCAUGAUUUAAUUAGAAAGUCUAUGUCUCAUGUUAAAGUGUCUGUUUUUGCUUCCUUUGUCUCGUUAGGCCUGAGUUGCCACAGCUGUAGUUCCAUCCUGUUUCCCAUUCCCUGCUGGCUCCCUCUGUGUUUUUCAGCCCUGUGUUUUCAUCUAUACAUCUCACGAUCUACUCUCUACUAUGCUGUGUGUUGUGCCUGCCAGCCACCGUGCAAAACUGGUUCAUUUUGUGUUCUAGUUCAGAACAGUUGUCUGUUUGCCGUCCAGCAUUAUUGCUGUAGUUAAGUUCACAUUUGUUUCCGCGACUCUGCAUUUUGGGUACUUUACCUGCCUGCACGUGGCCCUGACAUGACAGUAUAACCCUUGCACAGGGAGUUCUUCAAGAUGAGGCGUACUGCUAUCAACAAGACUGACUGGGUGGAUAUAAAGUUACAAGGAGAAGUUGUGAAACACCCAGUACAGAAGGACACAAAUUGCUGCGGUGUGAUUGUCAUCUUGAUGGCUAAGGCGUUUAUGGAGCCCUUUCCAAAAAAAACCAGGCAUGACAUUUAAAACAACACCGAAAGCAAUGGUGCAACAGCGUGAAGCCAUUGCUUCACAAAUACUGGGAGCCUCAGUAUUCGAGGCAGAAAACAACUGCGCCAUGUGUUCAACCCCAAAACCACCUUUUCCAGGGCCUUCUAUCACCAAAUGGGUCAAUGUGGUCCUGCAAGAGACCACUUGGUCGUUGAACAAACCCAAGUUAUGAAGAAUCUUGACAACCGAACAGGAUGUGAUCCCACCGGAACAGCCAACUGUGGUGAGAAGGUGCACAAAGAGCAAGAGCCACAAAGAUGUCCGAGAUCUGUAACCGUUAUAGGAGACAAACGGCCUCCAGUUGCAUCAGGAAGAGCUUCUCUUUAUGGAUCAGUGAGAGGUGCAGGAGCUGCUACUGUGGCUGCUGGUCCUUCCAGAGCUGUCCAGAAGGUGCCCACAGCUUCGACUGCUCCUAAAGGUGCAGCCAAACCGCCCGCUGCCACUAAAGCAGGUGGGACCGGGGCUCCGAGGAGACAAGCAUGGGACCUGAAGGGCAAGGUCAGCGACAUGGAGGGCAAGAUCCGCAACUGCCAGACCAAGGUCCGGUCUGUGGACGAGAAUGAGAUCCUGAAAGGCUCCGUGGCCCAGAGCCACAACCGACUGUCUAACCUGGAAGAGGUGGAGAGUCAGAAGAGCAAAAUCUGUGGGUAUGAAGUGGAGCUGCAGGCUUUGUGUGGAGUCCGUGAGGAUCUAAAACACAUGACCAUUGAGAAGAACUGCCUUCAGAGGGAACUUUCUGAUCUGGAGGCAAAAUACAAAGUCAUGGAGACUCUGAGGGACAGCCAGGAGGCCGAGCUGCAGACUCUGAAGUCUCACACGGGGAAAAGUGCAGACUCUCAGAAGAAUUACCGUUUUAGCUUUGACCAGGUGUCCGGUCCGCACGCUUCACAACAGCAGAUCUUUGAAGAGAUCUCGCUGCUGGUACAGUCGGCGCUGGACGGGUACGGCGUCUGCUGCUUCGCGUACGGGCAGACGGGAAGUGGGGAGACGUUCACCAUGGAGGGGGAGGAGUUUGAUGACAGCAGAGGCGUCAUUCCCAGGGCUGUGCAGCAGAUCUUUAGAGCGGGCGAGACGCUGGAGUCUCAGGGCUGGGAGUUCAGCUUCACGGCUAGCUUUGUGGAGAUUUACAACGAGACUCUGAGGGACCUGCUGUACACGGGCAAGCCCAGCAAGAGACUAAAGCACGAGAUCAGGAAGAGCAACAACAACGAAGUGACGGUUACAAACCUGACCUACAAGCAGGUCUGCUCUGAGGGUCAGGUCCUCGACCUGAUUGCUCUGGCAAAGCAGAACCGCUCCACGGCCCAGACGCUUCAGAAUGACCGCUCCUCUCGCUCCCACUCCGUGUUCCAGCUGCAGAUCGAGGGAGCGAACACCGGCAGGGACGUCCGGUGCAAAUCCACGCUUUGCCUGGUGGAUCUGGCCGGUAGUGAGCGGAUGGCGAAGAGCCAGUCUCAGGGGGAGCGCUUUAAGGAGAUAACGUCCAUAAAUAGUUCCCUGUCCAACCUGGGGAUCGUCAUCACCUCUCUGGCUAACAAGGAGAGCCACGUCCCCUACAGGAACUCCAAGCUAACCUACCUCCUGCAGGGAUGCCUGGGAGGAAACAGCAAAACAUUGAUGUUCGUCAACAUUUCCCCCGAGCCGGACAGCUUUGGGGAAACUCUGAACUCCCUGAGUUUUGCCAGUAAGGUGAACGACUGCGUCAUCGGGAUGGCCAGCUCCAACAGAAAGUAGAAAUUUAGCCUCCAAUUAUUAUUAUUUUUUAACUUAUUAUGUACACACCAUCAUAUAAAUAGUGACUCCAUGGUUCAGUUUGAAGCCUGGUCUACACUCUCGUGUCUCAAUUGUAAAAACCAAAAACAUUAGUUUUUUUCUCAGGUACCCUGAGUUCUUACAGGUUUUAGCCUCAUUUUAUAAAUUCUCUGUGUGUGUUUUUAGCAGUUUUUAAGCUUUAAUUAAAAUUGUAUGAAUUUUACUAAUGAAAACAAUCAUAUUCUGUUUUUACCAUCUUUUCUUGUUGUGUCUUAAUAAAUAUUUUACCUGAUGAGCUGCUCCUGUUUUCUUCCUUAUUGUUUUAAAUUACUUAUAUUCUUACUUCUCCAAGAAAAGAAAACACUUGGCCAAUAUAGUAGACCACUUUUUAACAUUUCAAGAAAUUUUUAUUUCAGAAAGAUUUAUAAGUGUCAGAACUAUUAUUCAUGUUUUUGAUUAUCAUGUUUUAUGCUUUUAUUACAAUUAAAGAUUGUUUUAUUUAUGCUUUUAUUACAAUUAAAGAUUGUUUUAUUUACCAUGUUUUAUGCUCAAUGAUUUUAUCUUUUAUGUACCUAAACAGUUGCUGUAUUGUAAAAUUCCCUCAUGAGUUUUUAAGAGUGUUAAAACCUGGCUUAAUGUGGCCCAAGGACGACCUGAGAAGAUCCGAUGUUCUAUCAAUUGCUGACUCAUCGUGUGAUAAGACACUGAAAGUUCUUUGUGUAAUUAUGAAUGCUCUUUGUUUUAAACUUGCAGGACUGAGAGCUGUGUUUUUCCCCCUCCCUUCAGAAUCAGCUCUCAGGCAUGUAACUAGGGAACUCCCGAUUGUAAUAAAUAUGGGUGCUCGGAUUUCAGAGGUCAGAAUGGUUUCAGGAAGCAUCAGCUCAGUGGAGACUGGGAUGGUGUGACUUUAUUCCAUUCUCCUCAAGCUUAAACAGAA
This is a messenger RNA of Nothobranchius furzeri (turquoise killifish), 5713 nucleotides long. Its product is annotated as carboxy-terminal kinesin 2. The record is from RefSeq and is a predicted model, not a curated record. Gene Ontology annotation, molecular function: ATP binding; microtubule binding; microtubule motor activity. Lineage: Eukaryota; Metazoa; Chordata; Actinopteri; Cyprinodontiformes; Nothobranchiidae. Gene Ontology annotation, biological process: microtubule-based movement.